AUGAGCAGCUGCAUUUUCCGAGACCGAAGCGGGCUGGAUAAUGCCAAUUGGGAAUCCGCCGAUGUUGGCACGGAAACGCAGUGUUAUUUUGCAGGGUUCCGGUCGAAGCAUGACAAUCACGAUGAGGACCGCUGGUGGGAUUAUCACGAGUACUGCAUCACGCAUUCUGGCGAACAAAUCACGAAAGGGAACUCACCCGACGCCUACUUUCAGAUGAACGACUGGGACCAGGAUUUCAGCUGGACUGCCACGACAGGUCGAACAAUCUACGGAAUGAACUCGCGCCACUGGAACACCAAAGAAGAUCGUCUUUAUCAAGUGAAAACCGUUGAAAUGAUUCCCGAGUUCGAGUACACGGGUGGUUGUUCGACGACUGCCGAAGUGAAUAACUUUGACGGAGAUCUAGACUACACAUGCCCUCUGGUGUUUGAGUACAUUGCAGGAAUGUCUUCAGUUAACAGCAACAGCAAUGAAGAUCGCCGCUGGAAGUACACCUGCUGCAAGAUGGCAGCCAAGUCGUGUGGUUUCCCUGCAUCAUUCACGUCUGGCUCGUGGAACUGCAACCGACAGACAGUUGGUGGCGUUUGCAGUCAUUCGUGUGCCACCGGCACUCGCUCAACAUCCGCUUCAGGCACUGUUACGUGUCAGUCAAACAAGUUUUGGUCGACGCGCAAUUUCCAAUGCAACACGAUCAACUGUGGCAAUCCAAGCAAUCCGACGAAUGGACAGUUUAAUUGCGGUAGCACGACUUAUCAGGGAACUUGCUCAAUGAGCUGCAACAAUGGAUAUCAGCUGUCUGCCGCCGCAACCAUCACUUGCUCAGACUACACUAGCUCUUUCGGUUGGUCCUCUUACUCGAGCUCUUGUAAUACUAUCACAAACUACUGCCCAGCCCCGCCAACUUCAAUCACUCUCGGCAGCGUGAGCUGCCAGCCGACCACUCGCAGCAUCGGAACAGUGUGCACCUACUCUUGCGAUUCGGGCUAUGUCGUGGACGGCACAUCGCAGCGUGUUGUUCCAGUCACUUGCCUGUCCAGCACUGCUUCUGUCGGUGUGUGGUCGCGCGCGACACCAACGUGUGUUCUGUAUGCGGAACAUUGCCCGCACACUAUGGCAGCGCCAACCAAUGGAGCUGUCAACUGUGAUGGAUACUCGCUUGGUGGUAUCUGCACUGUUUCUUGCAACGCUGGCUUCCGUCUGCGUGGUUAUGCGCCACUUGCUACUGUCGAUUCGGUGUGCAAAGCGGAUACCACCUGGUCACGUCCCGAGACGUUCUACUGCGACCCGAUCGCCUGCCCCGCGCUUUCACUUGGUAAUGGUGGACUGAAUUGCGUUGGAGGAACGACUGCUUACAACUCGCAGUGCACCCCGUACUGCAACGCUGGCUUCACACUGGAGGGCGACUACACUGGCGCAGUGCGCUGCAACGCCUCGCAGCUGUGGAACGCAACCCUCUCUGCGCACUGCCAGAUUGUGUCGUGCGACCCUCUGACUCUCGAAAACGGUGCCAUCGACUGCACCAAUGGCAACACAAACUACCUCUCGGAAUGCACACCGAGCUGCAAUGCAGGCUACACCCUUGGCGGAGCCAACACAAAUCCUGUGACGUGUCAGGCGUCGCGCGAGUGGAGCGCAACGCUGCAAGCAGAAUGCACGAUUGUAUCGUGCGAUCCUCUGACGCUUGAAAACGGUGCUGUUCUGUGCACCAACGACAACACAAACUACGGAUCCGAGUGCAUCCCGAGCUGCAACCCCGGCUACUCGCUUGGAGGAGACUACGCCGAUGUUGUCGAGUGCCUGGCGACACGAGAGUGGGACCGCCCGAUGGACGCCUCGUGCACCAUUGUUGCCUGCGAUGUUCUGACGCUUCCGCACGGCACCGUGAACUGCACGAACAACUCGACCGACUUUGGCUCUGAAUGCACCUCGUCCUGCGAUUCGGGUUACCAGCUGGUCGGUGGUUACACGGGAGCACUCUUCUGCAACUCCUCGAGAUACUGGAAUGUCACUUUCACCGCUCGGUGCGAAUUCAUUGAGUCGGGUACGGCAACUGCGACUGCCCUCGGCGCGGGUGUCGGUGCUGGAUUCUUUGUCCUUCUCCUCUUGUUGCUUUUCCUGCUGGUACUCGCUCGCCGUCGCCGCUCCCGCUCAAAGAAGCCGCUUCCGGAGCAAAAUUCUCAGUCGAUGAUUCUUGUUCCUUCCGAACUGCGCCAAUCCGCCUCCGCUUAUGAGUCCACCGUCGAGAAUGAAACCUACUCUGAGCUUCAUGCCAUCUGUGACACCUACGACUCGUUGCAGCGUCCUGCGACAGACACAUACUCUGCACUGAAUGGCGGUGCGGGCGUUUACAGUCAGCCGACUUACUUGAGCAGCUCCGUCCCGCGUGCGUCAAUGUCGACCAGUGGGCCAGAUGCGCUCAACUACGCCCAAAUCUACGCUUCUCCAUCAGGAGGGCCUGCUACCGAUGAAGCUGAGGCCGCGCCACCCGCUUAUGACAACCCAAGCACCGGCAGCAGCCACUAUGACAAUGCCGUUUUCGAUAAGGCCACAGAAGCACUGGGAUUGAGUGAUCCUGUUUCCCAUCCGAGCGCCGAAAGCCCGCCCGAUGCGGCAACUUAUGCCAACAUCGUCAACGAGACUCCCGAGCCUGCUGUUGAACCCAGCGAAGACAACAGCUAAACGUCUGAUUCGAGCGCUGGCAUUCGGUUUUCACCAGCUGUACUAUGUUGUGACGAUUUUGUUGUCAUUUGUUGCGACGAUUCUUGUGUAUUUCGCUUGGCCCUGCAGUUGUAGAAUUACCAAAAGAAUCAACAAACAAUUGUAAAAAACAAACAUUGGUCCGAUG
Messenger RNA from Capsaspora owczarzaki ATCC 30864, 2845 nucleotides. RefSeq lists its product as hypothetical. The record is from RefSeq and is a predicted model, not a curated record. The transcript is spliced from 6 exons. Bases 1 to 2679 code for a protein of 892 amino acids. Lineage: Eukaryota; Filasterea; Ministeriida; Capsasporidae.